AUGACAAACGAAACCCCGUCCAAGGAGCCCAGCUGGGUGGCCUCUGACAGUGCCCUUGAUACACCCAAACAGCCUUCCGAGGCGUCAUCAUCAACAGCGUCUGUCCAAAACCCUGAUGAGGGCUUUUCCCUGGGUAUGCGUGGUAUUAUGAUCUUCGUGAUCUUAGCUGUCCUAACCCUAAUGGCGGCUCUCGAUGGCACGUCAAUAUCUGUUGCUCUACCGAUUAUCUCUAAGAAGCUCAAUGGAACUGCUAUCGAGGCAUUUUGGAGUGGGACAUCGUUCCUUCUGUCUUCAACGGUUUUUCAACCAAGCUUUGCAUCUUUCUCCAAUAUCUUCGGUCGUCGACCUAUGGUUCUGAUAGCGAUAGCUCUGUUUCUGGUUGGAGCUAUCAUUGCAGGAGUGUCCAAGAACUUCACAGAGCUACUCGUGGGCCGUUCCAUCCAAGGUGUCGGAGGGGGAGGCAUCAUCGCUCUGACAGAAGUGAUCGUGACCGAUAUUGUUCCCCUAAGACAUCGUGGCCAAUACUUUGGUGUCUUCAGUGGCAUGUGGGCUGUGGGGUCCGUUUCGGGACCGAUUAUCGGCGGUGCAUUCUCUGAAUAUGUUACCUGGCGCUGGAUUUUCUAUAUCAAUUUCCCAUUCAUUGGAAUCGGGAUUGUGAUGGUGUUGCUCUUCCUCAAGCUGAAUACCAUUCCUUCUUCAUUGGUGGAAAAGCUCCGGCAGGUUGAUUAUAUCGGUACUGUCAUCUUCGUCGCUAGUAUGACCUCGUUCUUGAUUCCUCUUACAUGGGGCGGCGUCUCGUACUCAUGGAGUUCCUGGCAUACACUCGUUCCCCUCAUUGUCGGUUUUUCCGGAUUAUGCAUCUUCGGCUAUUACGAACAUCGUUUUGCAGACGACCCCAUGAUUCCCCCUGUUAUUUUCAAAAAUAGGACCGCGACAGUCUCUUUCAUCGGUAGUACUUUGCAAGGGCUGGUGCUCUGGUGUACCUUGUAUUAUCUACCGCUGUACUACGAGGCCGUCAAAGGUUAUAGCCCUAUCCUAUCCGGCGUUGCUCUCUUUCCUGAGACAUUUACAGUUGCUCCCAGUGCUAUGGCAGUUGGGAUCAUAUCUUCCAAAACUGGCAGCUAUCGAUGGGCUAUCUGGCUGGGUUGGGCUCUGUCGACAAUCGGUUGUGGAAUUAUUUGUGUGAUCAAGGUGACUACCAAUGUACCAGGAUGGAUCUUCCUGAACCUGGUUGCAGGCCUCGGACUGGGUUUUCUGUUCCCAUCGCUGGGAUUUGCAAUCCAAGCAUCAUCGACAAAUGAAAACCUGGCUACCGCAGUGGCAAUGUUUAGUUUCUUCCGUGCCCUUGGCCAGGCCCUCGGUGUCGCUAUUGGAGGUGCCAUCUUCCAAAACCGAAUGUACCAGAACUUGCUCAAGUACCCUGAAUUUCUCUCGGUGGCUAGCGAAUAUAGUGCAGAUUCCGCGGGCCUUGUGCAGAUUAUUAAAUCUAUGCCGGAUGGCAGUAGCAAGUUGCACUUGAGAGAAGCGUAUACUGAUAGCCUGAGGAUUGUUUGGGCUGUGUGUUGUGCCGUUUCGGCUGUUGGGUUUUGUCUUAGUCUUCUGACGGAGGCGUAUGACCUCAAUCAGGCUUUGGUUACCACGCAAGGCCUUCUAACGGAGAAAGAUAAGCCGUCACAGGAAGAAGGGCGCAUUGAGGAUAGAAGUGUCACAUAA
Aspergillus alliaceus is the source of this 1713-nucleotide messenger RNA. Its product is annotated as major facilitator superfamily domain-containing protein. Gene Ontology annotation, biological process: transmembrane transport. The transcript has 4 exons. Gene Ontology annotation, molecular function: transmembrane transporter activity. Bases 1 to 1713 code for a protein of 570 amino acids. The record is from RefSeq and is a predicted model, not a curated record. NCBI's taxonomy places the organism in Eukaryota, Fungi, Ascomycota, Eurotiomycetes, Eurotiales, Aspergillaceae.